AUGGCGCUUUCUCAAGGGAGUGUAAUAAUUGUUAGCUAUCUAAGGGAAUUUGUUUUAAAAUUGUUUGUUUCAAUCGCGCCGAUAAAAAAUGAUUUUAAAGAGAUAAGGAUGAUUCCCAGACUUGGACAAAAUUUUAUUUUUCUUUUCUCUUUUUUUUUUUGUAAAGGAUUGGAAUGCACGCGGACUUUGUUUUUGUACAGUAUCCUAUCUCUUCUCAGGGAAAAUAAAAAGUGGAUUUUUUAG
Molecule: messenger RNA, 243 nt
Organism: Meloidogyne enterolobii
Lineage: Eukaryota; Metazoa; Nematoda; Chromadorea; Rhabditida; Meloidogynidae
Source: the annotation of a GenBank genome assembly